Messenger RNA from Brenthis ino (lesser marbled fritillary), 1725 nucleotides. Lineage: Eukaryota; Metazoa; Arthropoda; Insecta; Lepidoptera; Nymphalidae. The record is from the annotation of a GenBank genome assembly.
AUGUCAGCGUUUAUAUUAUUACGAGAUGUAUGUAUAAACUUUGAAGAUGAUCUAAAAAAGAUAUCCAAAGAAGUGUUCACAGCUAAAACAGAUGAACCAUUUGAGGACGUUAUUGCAAAAAGAACAAAAGAUCUUGCUCUAUAUUCUUCUAAAUUAAAAUUAUUACAAGCGAAAUCUAUUGCUGGUACACCCCAAGUUAUAGACCAAAACAAAACCGAAGCCACUACUAUAGCUAACUAUGAAGACACAGCUGUGUGGAAGAUCAUCGAACAGCAAGUUGUUAAAACGUUAACACAAACACAUUUGGUAAAGAAACUGGUAUCAACGCCAAAUAGAAAUCUGGACCCUGAACUAGUUGAAAGGAAAGAAAAAAUCAUAUCUCAAUUAAAAAUUUAUCAAGAAAAAGAAUCUCGUCUACGAAAUCUACAGUUGCUUUUGCAAGAAAAAGAAGAAGAGUUGGUGGCAACCCGGCAGAAAUGGGAUGAAAGUUUGUGCAAAUUGAAAGAUGUAGAGAAAAUACCAGAAAAUGAAGAAUUGACUACUGGGCCAUUGUAUAAUACUUGCUGGACACAGCUAGAACAUAGAUAUAAUAACAAAAGAUACCUAGCAAAUUGUAUUUUGAGAAGGCUUAUUAAUCAAAAGAACAUUACAGUAGAAACUUCUAAUACUAUUAAGGAAUUAUUAGACACCACUAACGAAUGUUUAAGUGCUUUGAGAAACUUGGAUAUAGAUGUCAGUAGUUGGGAUGUUAUCAUUAUUUAUAUGAUUAGCCAAAAACUCGAUCCACAGUCCAGAAAGGAAUGGGAACUCUACAUAGGAGAUGUUUCACAAGAAUUACCUAAACUAAGUCAAUUUAAUGAUUUUUUGGAACAUAGAUAUAGGGCAUUGGAGUUUAUAGAUCCAAAAAUGAAUAAACAAUACACUCGUAAUAAUGAUAUAAAGGCACUUCAUGUCUCAAAUGCAAUCUCUUGUGGUUAUUGUUCUGGAGACCAUAAAUUAUAUAAUUGUAAAAAGUUUGCUAAUGAAGAUGUUCACUCACGUCGUAAUUUUGUCCAACUUAAAAGGUUAUGUUUUAAUUGUCUCGGACUGAAUCACUCGGUAUAUUCGUGUCGACAGUCUACCAGAUGUCGUAUAUGUAAGAGAAAACACCAUUCUCUUCUGCAUACUACGGAACCUUCUAAAUCAGAUGAGGAGAUCAAAGCUGUUAAGUCGGUUAGGGAAGUUUCAUCAACCUCCUCACAAAGCGAGACCGAUAAUGUAAUUUCUUGCCAUUCAAAUAUUUUUAGCCAAGUUUUACUUGCAACUGCUAUGGUAAAAAUUAAGGCGAGGAAAGGUAAUUUUAUACUGUUUAGAUCUUUAUUAGAUCAAGGAUCGCAGGCGUCAUUUAUUACUGAAGCUGCAGUCCAAAUGUUAGGGUUAAGAAAAAUACCUAAUAGGAGUAUCAUAUCAGGGAUAGGUGGAGAGGAAGAAUCUAAACUUUCUUCAAAAGCGAUGGUAAUAGUAAAUAUACAGUCUCGCACUAAUCCUAAUUUUAUUAUCACGGUUAAGGCUCAUGUUCUGAGUAAAUUGACCGCUCUUCUUCCAGAGAAAAAUGUCACAGUGGAAAUGAUUACGACACUUUCGUCUACAGAGUUAGCAGAUCCGUCAUUUAAUAUUCCAAAUAAGAUAGAUUUGCUACUAGGGGCAGAUGUUUAUGGCCAGAUAUUGUUAGAAGGGGAAGAGAAC